AUGGGAUUUCAAAACACAUACAACCCAAAUUGGAGGAAUAACCCAAACAACCCAUACCCACCAAAGCAAAAUCCACAAAAUAUUAUGAUGAGACCCCAAUAUCCACAAUAUCCUUCCCAAAAACCUCCAUAUCCACAAACAGCUUAUCCCCCUCCAAAUUACCAACAACCUCAACAACAAGUCCAAUCAAGUGGUAACCAUCAAAUGAGUCUUCAAGAACUUGUUGCUUCUCUUGCUCAAACCCAAACCCAAUUUCAAAAAGAGGCAAAGAACACCUUCUCCAACAUUCAAGUACAAACUGGAGACUUGGCCACCACUCUCAACAAGAUGGAACAAAGAGGUAAACUUCCAUAUCAAACCAAGAAGAAUCCCAAUGUGAGUGAAAUAACCUUGAAAAGUGGGAAAACACUUGGAGAAAGCAACCCCAAAAGAGUUUCAAGAGAAGAAGAAUAUGAUGUUAUGGUUUUUUAA
Messenger RNA from Lactuca sativa (garden lettuce), 471 nucleotides. NCBI's taxonomy places the organism in Eukaryota, Viridiplantae, Streptophyta, Magnoliopsida, Asterales, Asteraceae. The record is from RefSeq and is a predicted model, not a curated record.